AUGUCGUUACGGAGCUCUGAUAUCGCCUCCGUUACUCUACCCUCGCUCGAUCCCCCAGGAGAGAAGCAUGACCUACCUCCUCCUUACAAUCAACCUCCGUUCAAGCGCGGGCCGUUGACCGACGAAGCGAUUGAACGCGUCUCUAUCAUGAACCCACUGCCGAGGCUUCAUCGCAGUUUGAUACCAGACUUGAAUGAAACAUGGAAGCCUCCCGUUCUCUUAUACGGCUGGUCGACUCGGAUUGGCGACCUUUUGCCCAUGCUCCUCGAAUACGCCGAAGAACAUCAACUCUUAGUCUACGGCGGUGGAUCCACAAAACCUCCCUCGCGUUCUGGGGACUCCGACGACAGCGACAGCGACGUCGAGAGUGUGCACUGGGGCGACACGGACGAAGAAGACGACCAGGAGGAAGAGGAGCGAUACGUCGAGAAGUACAGCUCUGCGCAGUGCUUUCCGUUCACUGUUUGGUACGCGCUGCACUAUCCAGACAAGAUGGUGAUAUGCAUCUACUCGAACUACGAGCUGGGCUGGCCAAUCUCCCAUGCCGACAUUGAGAAGAUGCAGAAGCGACUCGGGAUCCAGGAGGCGCCUGCAUGCCGUACACGACAUGAACUAUUGAGUGGCUUGGCUUACUCCUAA
Rhodofomes roseus is the source of this 639-nucleotide messenger RNA. RefSeq lists its product as uncharacterized. Bases 1 to 639 code for a protein of 212 amino acids. The record is from RefSeq and is a predicted model, not a curated record. NCBI's taxonomy places the organism in Eukaryota, Fungi, Basidiomycota, Agaricomycetes, Polyporales, Fomitopsidaceae. The transcript has 4 exons.